Messenger RNA from Tetranychus urticae (two-spotted spider mite), 4392 nucleotides. RefSeq names its product glutamate receptor ionotropic, kainate 2-like. NCBI's taxonomy places the organism in Eukaryota, Metazoa, Arthropoda, Arachnida, Trombidiformes, Tetranychidae. Gene Ontology annotation, molecular function: ligand-gated monoatomic ion channel activity. The record is from RefSeq and is a predicted model, not a curated record. Gene Ontology annotation, cellular component: membrane.
CCAAAUAAUCGAGUUUGAACAAUCAGGUUGUUCUUGGGAUGGAACUUUGGAUUUCAGUAUCACAUCUUCAGGCAUUUUUAAUGGAACAGAAUAUUGUGGCGACUCCGAUUAGAAUCGCUGUGGACUAAAUACUAAUUGCUGAUAACCAAGGACGGAUUAUUAUCCAAAAAUUGUCAAAGAAAAGGUGAAUUUAAUCAAAGUUACAUGAAGACAUGGAAUUUAUCGAAUCGUUACAUGGAGAUGGCGCAAGCGCGGGCAAAUUAAAUAAGUUGGUUUCUUUCUGGUUCUCUCUUUCUGCGAAGAGUUGAGUAAGAGAGAUAAAAUUGAGCUGAAUUGAAAUGCAAUUUCAGAUUUUUCAUGUGAAGGUUUCAAUGAAGAAAACAACCUGAAAGAAUACUGAUGAAGAAGCAACCAAGAAUCAUCACCUUCUUCUCAUAUUUUUUUCCCUUUUAUUCAUUCUACCAGCAAAUUGCGUGACUAAAGGAAUCUCCUUCAAUUUUUUUCCUUCUAUCCAACCUAACAUCUCACUUAGCCAAAGCUAAAUAUACUUGACUUGAAUUUGAUGUCUUCCAUUUAUUUUCAUCAUCAAUAUUGCUACUAUUGCCAUCAUCAUCUUUAUCACAAUCAUCUGUCUUUUGAUUACUUCUGACCAUUUUCCUAUCCCUUAAAAGUACCAAAAGUGAACUAAUUAUCAAUUGUUUAAUUUUUUCUGGUUAUUAUAUGUGUUACCAGUUUUUUGUGUCUCUUCAUCAACCAGCUAUUAUGACUAAUUAAUGAUCAAUUUAGCAUUAUUGUUUUAAAGAGUUGUGAAAAAUAAUGAUUUCCAGAUUGAAAUGUUUUCCAGCCAUAACCGUGUUCCUCAUUAAUAUCAUUAUAACAUCAUCUUUAAAUCCAGACUCUCCGAUAACCAUUAAAAUUGGCGCGUUAAUGGAAACAAAUGAUGAUACAUUAGUUGAAGCUUUUCAAGAUGCUUUAAAAAGAUACAACUUUAAUGAUUGGAGACGCAAUAGAUUCCGUUUAGUUGGAAAAAUUGAAUUCAUUAACAAUAGCGACAGUUUUCACGUUUCAAAGCCAACAUGUAAAUUACUUGAAGAUGGUGUAUGGGCUCUGUUGGGACCCAAUAGUCAAUCAAUAAGCUGGUACCUUGACUCUUUGGUUUCUCACUUUCGGAUUCCGUACGUUUCAAUAUUAUGGAGCUCCAAUAACAAUUCAUUAUCACCACUACCUUCAAAGACAACAUCAACAUCAUUUUCUCUGACUUCAUCAUUGUCACAAUCUUCAGUUGGAUGGAUUGAUGAGGACAGAAAGUAUCACAAUUUUACCAUUAAGUUAACUCCAUCAUCUAAAAUGAUUGGUCGUGCUCUGGAGUCAAUGAUGAAUUAUCAUGGCCACUGGAAACAAUUCACAAUCAUCUAUGAAACUAAUGAAGGUCUCAUUGAACUCAAAAAUUUGCUUGGAAUAAAUUCAGCCACCAAAAUGAUGCGAAUAACUGUUCGUCGAUAUCAACCUUAUGUAAACUCCUUCAAGAAGCUAUUGAGAGACUGUAAAAAGCAUGGCGAAACUAAUUUCAUUGUUAAUUUGGACGAUAAAAAAAUUCUUGAGCUGUUGAAUGAAGCACGUAAAGCUGGUCUCAUGACAGAGUAUAACAAUUUUUUCCUUUUCAAUUUGGAUAUUUCAUCUAUGGACCUUCGAAGUUUUGAAUGGAUCGAUACUAAUAUAACAACAUUCUCAUUAUUAGACCAACAAUACAUUGACCGAACUGAUAUGUGGAUACAAUCCGACUUUUCAACAGCCAAACAUACUAAAUUGAAAGUUGCCUCAGCUUUAAUAUAUGAUGGAGUAAAAGUUCUUGCUGAAUCAAUCAAAAAAUCUAUCAAGGAUGGAUUCUAUGAAGGUCCAAGUUUAACAUGCUCAAGUAACAAAUUUUGGGCCCAAGGAAACUAUUUAAUAUCAACUAUAAAAUCUAAUUCUUUCAAUGGUCUAACGGGUCCUAUUUCCUUCAAUCAAUUUGGUUCCAGAAUUAGUUUUCAAUUAGAAUUGAUGAAAUUGCGAAAAGGCAAAUUUAACAAGAUUGGUCAUUGGGAUAGUAACAUGGGUUUGAUCAUAAACGAGAAUAUACCUCGAUCAAAGGUUACUUUAAUGGAUAAACUGCAUCGUAAAAUAUUCAGAGUCAAUUCUAUCUUGAGCCAUCCAUAUCUAAUGUUGAAACGUAAUCACGAUAAAAUGAUUGGAAAUGAAAAAUUUGAAGGAUUCGUUAUUGAUUUCAUGGAUUUACUUCAACAUAAACUCAACUUCUCUGGUUACACCAUUUUUCUUGGUCGUGAUGGAUCCUAUGGAUUAUCUUAUGGAAACGGUACUUGGAAUGAUGUUGUUGACAAUUUAGUCUCCCAAAAGGCUGAUUUAGCUAUUGGAGAUUUGACAAUUACACGAGAAAGACAAGAAAAGAUUGAUUUCACAUUUCCAUUCAUCAAUUUUGGUAUAUCAAUAAUUUCUCGGAAAUCUGAAAAUUAUGAAUUUAGCCUGACUUCAUUUUUAAACCCGUUUUCCCUACAACUUUGGUUCUCAAUUGGUAUAGCUUUUGUUUGGGUUACUCUGACAAUGCGUUUCAUUGGAAGAUUAAGUCCAUUAGAAUGGAUAAACGAUGAAACUAAUUCACUGCCAAGUCAAGCCCAUCUAAUUGUCACAAGUCAAAUAAAAAGAAACAAAGCAAAAGCAAUUUCAGCAAAGAAUAAUUUCAACCUCUCAAGUUGUGCCUGGUUUGCUUUAUGUUCAAUUAUGCAGCAAUCUUCAGAUCUCAGUCUUAGAUCGCUAUCAACUCGGACAUUGGCUACUUCUUGGUGGUUUUUUACUUUAAUCAUUAUAUCUUCCUAUACAGCAAAUCUCGCUGCUUUCUUAACAUCAUCGAAGCUUGAAAGGCCUAUUGAAACUCUUGAAGAUUUGAUAAAACAGACGAAAGUUGCAUUUGGUUGUGUUAAACAUGGAGCAACUUAUAACUUUUUCAAAAAAAGCAGUGAUCCAAUCCACCAACGUUUAAUCAAUAUAAUGAGCUCAUCAAGUCCUAGUAGCUUUGUGGAAACCUAUGAGGACGGAUUAAAACGUGUUAUGCACGAAAAUUAUGCACUUUUCAUGGAGUCAACGUCAAUCGUUUAUUACGCGAAUCGAUAUUGCAAUUUAACUCAAAUAGGUGAUCCAUUGGAUGAUCGAGGUUAUGGUAUUGGCUUGCCUUUUGGUUCACCUUACAAAAAGCUAUUAUCUGAAGUAAUUUUGUGGUUAAGAGAAAAUCAAACAAUUGAAAGACUUACAACAAAAUGGUUUCAUGAAAAACCAAAACAGGAGAGAACCAAGGAUUCAGCCUUUCCCCUGGAUUGCUCUUUUUUCAAAUCAUUUCAUGAUCUCAAUCAACUGCAACCUGGAAAUAUCGGCGGUAUAUUGAUUCUUUUACUUUUAGGUUCAGCCUUGUCUUGUAUUUUAGUAACUAUUGAGUUUACAUGGAAAACCAAGGAAGUUUCGCCAAUUAAAAAAGAUGAAAUUGAUACUGAACAUCAACAAUUGCUAACAUUUGAGCACCAUGGACCUUCUGGGGUCCAUUUAGAAACUGUGAUAUAAGACCAAAUUAUUUCCAAUCCGUGCCAUAAAUUUGUGUAAUUUUCAAUUAUCAACUUUAAUCAUCUAUAUCUGCCUGAUCAUACAUAAUGUAUUCAUUUGACAAUCCAAUAAUUUGCCGUAAUUUGCUUUACAAAUUCAAUCUUUUUUGUUCAUCUCAACUGAAGCAUUGUAAAAAAACAUUAAUCUCAUGAUGUUUGUUUACAUUUUUUUCUACAAAUUUGUAACAUUUUUACAAUUCUGAUUAUCAUUUCUAGACUGUAAUAUAUUGUUUCAUAUCUUGUUACAAACUUACGGUUUAUUCAACUGUAAUAAAACACCUUCAAUUGAACUGAAUUGAAAAUCAUGCUCAUCAUAGACUUGAGUAUUCAAUAUAAACUUCAGUAGAUGGCGACUUCUAUCUAACAAGUCGUCAAUUGAAACGAUUGAUUAUUUAAUCAACUUCAAGACAUUUUACAUCCAGAUAUCGUUUAGAUCACAAUUGGUUAAAGCCAAUACUAAAGACUUAAUGGAUUCGACUUACCUCAUCGAUUAAAGAAAGAAAAGAAACUUGAAAGCAUCAAUAAGUACAAACUACAUUCAAUCAAUGAUGUUCAACUGAUGAAUUAAUAAUGGUUAACCUUUCCAGCAUUACGUUUAGACUUUAAUUGCUCAUAAAUAACCAUUUAAAUCUAAAAAUAGAUUUUAAAAAAGCAACAACCAAAUGAUUGAAUCCUCUGAAUAAGGAGAUGAUAGAUGAUAACAAAAUUAUUGUUGUUAAGGGGUAAAUAAACGUUGCAAACACACUGA